This is a messenger RNA of Exophiala xenobiotica, 1657 nucleotides long. RefSeq lists its product as uncharacterized. The record is from RefSeq and is a predicted model, not a curated record. Gene Ontology annotation, biological process: proteasome-mediated ubiquitin-dependent protein catabolic process. Gene Ontology annotation, molecular function: ATP binding; ATP hydrolysis activity; proteasome-activating activity. Bases 180 to 1448 code for a protein of 422 amino acids. NCBI's taxonomy places the organism in Eukaryota, Fungi, Ascomycota, Eurotiomycetes, Chaetothyriales, Herpotrichiellaceae. Gene Ontology annotation, cellular component: proteasome regulatory particle, base subcomplex. The transcript has 4 exons.
UCCUAUGUCCGCCUUCUCGAGACUGCAUUUGCGAUCCAAGAUUUGACCGUUUCGUUCUCUACAAACAAUAACCUACGUCCAUUGGCUCUUCUGUGUCAUCGAUCCAGGUAUACCAUCGAGACUAUUCUUCUGUAUCCUAGCGACCGCCGUCCUUUCUUUGCUCAUCUUCUGCUGCAACCAUGGGAGACGUCCUUGUUGACAAUCCGGUCCAUACUAUUCCGCCUCACAAGAAACCACCUGUAACAGAUUCGAUCCCGGAUAUCGACUCUUUAGAAGGAGCUGGAGCAGAUGGCGGUGAUGAAUACUCUACGUUGAAGAGACUACAGCGACACUUGGAGUACAUCAAGCUGCAAGAGGAAUAUAUCAAGGAUGAGCAGAGGUCUCUCAAACGAGAACUGGUGCGUGCGCAAGAAGAGAUCAAGCGGAUACAGAGCGUUCCGCUUGUGAUCGGCCAGUUCAUGGAAGCCAUUGAUCAAAACACUGGCAUUGUCCAGUCCUCGACAGGCUCCAACUAUGUUGUCCGCGUCCUGUCUACCCUUGACCGUGAGAAGCUCAAACCAUCCUCCUCCGUUGCCCUCCAUCGACAUUCCAACUCACUUGUGGAUAUUUUACCGCCCGAAGCCGACUCUUCAAUUGCUAUGCUUGGUGCGGAUGAGAAGCCCGAUGUGACAUACGCAGAUGUGGGAGGACUAGAUAUGCAAAAGCAAGAAAUCCGAGAAGCAGUCGAGCUGCCCCUGACACAUUUUGACCUAUACAAACAAAUUGGUAUCGAUCCCCCGCGAGGUGUGCUGCUCUACGGACCUCCGGGCACAGGCAAGACGAUGCUGGUGAAGGCGGUAGCCAACAGCACAACUGCAAGCUUUAUCCGAGUGGUAGGAUCAGAGUUCGUCCAGAAAUAUCUUGGUGAAGGACCUCGAAUGGUGCGAGAUGUUUUCCGCAUGGCCCGAGAGAACUCGCCCGCCAUCAUUUUCAUCGAUGAAAUCGAUGCCAUUGCAACCAAGCGAUUUGAUGCUCAAACUGGUGCCGACAGAGAAGUGCAACGCAUUCUUCUGGAAUUACUGAAUCAAAUGGACGGCUUUGAUCAGACCAGUAACGUCAAGGUCAUCAUGGCAACCAACCGAGCAGAUACCCUGGAUCCUGCGCUUCUUCGACCUGGACGUCUGGAUCGAAAGAUCGAAUUCCCUUCACUACGAGAUCGACGAGAACGUCGGCUGAUUUUCUCCACCAUAGCCAGCAAAAUGUCUUUAUCACCCGAAGUCGAUCUGGACUCUUUGAUCGUGCGUAAUGACCCGUUGUCUGGGGCCAUUAUUGCAGCAAUUAUGCAAGAGGCAGGAUUGAGAGCGGUACGCAAGAACCGUUACAACAUUAUUCAGGCCGAUUUGGAGGAUGCCUACUCGAGUCAAGUCAAAGGAGCACAAGAAGCCGACAAAUUUGAUUUCUACCGAUGAUGUAUUUGCCGACAAACUGCCAUAGCUUUUCGGCAAGCAGGGGCCUUGGGAUUGCUGCAAGGCUGCGGCGGCGUGGGGGCUACUCGGCGUUUACAGAUGUGAAAGCAUACAACUACUCGAGUACCGGGCCUUGAGAAGACAUUCAGACGUGUAGCAUCCGAAUCCAAAAUGAUCCUUGCAUGUGAAUUGGCUUGAACCUCUACUCGUAC